GAAGAAACAAAUAUCACGUUGAAUACAGUUGACAGCAUUGAUUCGUUUGUGCAUGAUAUACAAAAUGGCCAUUGGGAUACUGUGCUGAAAGUGAUUCAGCCUCUUAAAUUACCUGCAAAGAAAUUAAUUGAUCUCUAUGAACAGAUUGUGAUUGAAUUGACGGAAUUGAGAGAAUUGGGCUCAGCUCGUCUCCUUCUACGACAAACAGAUCCAAUGCAGUUGCUAAAAACUACAGAACCGGAAAGGUAUGCUCGUUUAGACAAUCUUUUGGCACGCUCUUACUUCGAUCCACGUGAAGUGUACCCCGAAGGCAGUUCGAAGGAAAAGCGGCGAGCUGCUAUUGCACAGUAUCCAUUGCCGAUUCUGUUUGAAUUGCGCAGUUUAAUUUUUUUCCAGUCAUUAUCAGCGGAGGUGAACGUUGUUCCACCAUCUCGAUUGCUUGCACUUCUGGCACAAGCGCUGAAAUGGCAGCAGCAUCAGGGACUUCUUCCACCAGGUACGCAGAUUGAUUUGUUUCGUGGUAAAGCAGCAAUUCGUGAGCAAGAAGAGGAGCGUUAUCCAACGCAGAUGGCACGUCAAAUCAAGUUUGGCAAGACAAACUAUCCUCACUGUUCACAGUUCUCACCUGACGGACAGUAUCUAGUAACCGGCUCGAUUGACGGAUUUAUCGAAGUUUGGAAUUAUAUGAACGGUAAACUGCGAAAAGAUCUGAAGUACCAGGCACAGGAUAAUUUCAUGAUGAUGGAUGGCUUAGUGUUGUGCUUGUGCUUCAGCCGCGAUUCCGAAAUGUUGGCCACAGCAAGCAUGCAAGGCAAAAUAAAAGUGUGGAAAGUGCAGACGGGGCAGUGUCUAAGGCGAAUUGAGAAAGCACACAGUAUGGGCAUCAACAGCGUGCAAUUUUCGCGAGACAAUGCCUAUGUCCUCUCCGCAUCGUUCGACACCUUUAUCAAGUAUACUAUGUUUGUGACUGCUUUCAGUGGACUCAUAGAUUUCCUGUGCAAUUUCAAUUUUUAUUAUUAUAGAGUUCAUGGCCUCAAAAGUGGCAAGUGUCUGAAGGAACUUCGAGGCCAUUCAAAUUUUGUUAAUGAUGCAAAGUACACAGAGGAUGGGCACAUGUGUGUCUCGGCAUCGAGUGAUGGAACAGUACGAGUAUGGAAUCUGAAAACCUGUGAAUGUAUCAGCACUGUGCGAGUAGCUGGUGAUACAAAAGUCAAUAGUAUUCAUCUGAUACCGAAAUCUGAUAAUCAGUUUAUCAUUUGCAAUCAGUCAAAUACAAUUAUCGUUAAGUCGAUGACUUCGGGCAAAACAGAAAAGGGCAAUUUUGUUGCUUGUACGGUGUCACCUCGUGGUGACUGGGUCUACUGUGUUGGCGAAGAUAAUGUGCUCUACUGUUUCUCAUUGGUUUUGGGUAAUCUGGAAAGUACUUUGCCGUUGCAUGACGAUCGAGUUAAUGGUCUCUGUCAUCAUCCGCAUCAAAAUCUGAUAGCAUCUUAUGCAGACGAUGGCUUGUUGAAGUUGUGGAAACCAUAA
Messenger RNA from Gongylonema pulchrum, 1530 nucleotides. The record is from the annotation of a GenBank genome assembly. Lineage: Eukaryota; Metazoa; Nematoda; Chromadorea; Rhabditida; Gongylonematidae.